Molecule: messenger RNA, 2381 nt
Organism: Lepisosteus oculatus (spotted gar)
Lineage: Eukaryota; Metazoa; Chordata; Actinopteri; Semionotiformes; Lepisosteidae
Product: transmembrane protein 229B-like
Source: RefSeq, a predicted model, not a curated record
UUCACACGCCGAAGGCAUGGGCUUCAAAGAAAAACAUGGUGUAAUGGGUCCUGGAAAACUCGUAAGGUCACCCAAUGUAGAAGAGGACUGUAGCAAGAUGGAAAGGCUUGCUGAUUUCCAGCCCCUGGGAAUGUUUUUCCGCUGGUACCUGUAUGGCCUGCAUGGCUAUUUCUGUGAGGUGACAUUCACAGCAGCCUCAGACUUCAAGCUGAAUCGCACCUGGAAGCUCAUGGGUCACAGCAGCAUCUGGGCAUUCUUUAUUUAUGCCACAUCUAUCCUGCUGAUCGAGAGGAUGUACCUGCGAUUACGACUGCACUACACCAAGUUUAAGAGGGCCGUCAUCUACACCCUGUGGAUAUACCUGUGGGAGUUCAGCACAGGGUUCAUCCUGCGCUAUUUCAGUGCCUGUCCCUGGGACUACUCUUCCUUCAAUUAUAAUUUCAUGGGGUUGGUGACGAUGGAAUAUGCCAUCUACUGGUUCCUGGGGUCCAUCAUUGCUGAGCAGGUAGUCAUAAAGACCACUAUGAAGCUGGGGCUUGACAACAAGCUGAAUAACAUUCUCAGCAGAAAUUUAUAGGCAUCCUUGUUAUGGUCGGCUGCUUUUCUGCAGUCAAAAGUGAAAUAAAUUAAAUAUUGGAUUGCAUAAAUCUUAGGCUCUCUUGAGUAAAAAUCAGAAAGUACCCUGACAAAGGAAAUCCAUCUUCAUGUAGUACUGGGAAAGUAAAUUGAGUUCUCAAAACAUAACUUGGAACGAACUGUCACCUUCAGCUUUUCAAAUGAGUUUCCAAGCCUUUCACUAGCCUGAAAAAAGCCUUAAACUUUUAUUUUAUUUUAUUUUAAAUUUAAAAUUUUAUUACCUUUAGCUUUAUUUUAAUAAACAACCAGAUAAUUAAUCAACCAUUUAAACUUUGCCUUAUACCAUAGUUAAAACAAGAAUAUAGUUGUAGCUCUUAAGGGUGCUUGUGUGAGUUCAGAAGAACAAGGAAAUAGCUUUGCAAAUUAAAGGAAACAGCUCUGCUAUUAGGAAAGGAAGUGUCAGUCCACAGCCUUGACAUCCUGUAUGGUAUAUACCACACAGGAAGAGCAGAGCCCUUCAGAUGCGCAAGACAAGUACUGUAUGCACUAAAUCCUUCUCCUCUCGUAAGAACAUGAAGUAUAUAAAGAAGACAGAGACCUUUAGGCCCAUCUAAAGUGCCCUCUAAAGUUCACAGGAUGGCCACAACACUUUUAUGAGUACCUAAGUACCUAACAACAUCUGACCAACAAGAGAAACCUGUCAAUUUUAUUGUUCCAUUACUUUUGUAACUUCAAAAUAAUUUACUUGUCUCAAAGGGAAAUAACUGAUUUACUUAGGUGUUGUACUUACCAGUCACACUUUUUCACAAGAAGUGAUUAUUAUUAGAGUUUACAGUGAGAAGCCCAGAUAAAUAUCCAGGUAAUUCUACAAGAAAGAUAGUUCAUCAUUCCAAUACUUUUGGAGGGCACUGUCGAUAUUUUGGUUCCUAGUAUAUAAUCGAUCUGAAAAUAUGGGUCAGAUAUUUUUUGAAAGAUGCCAGGGUAUCAGCUUCAAUGUGUCUGGUUAGCUUGUUGCUACAACCACAAUUGUAUAGUUUUGCUUUUUUUAGUCAUAAAAGCACCUUCCCCUUAAGUUUCCAUUUGUGUUUUCUAGCUCUUAUUUCCAUACUGAUUUAAAAUAUUUAAUUUAAUUGAUUUUAUAAAGCCUGUAGCUUUAACUUUGUCAAUACCAUUGAGGAUGUCGAAAAAAUGAAUUAUGUGUGGUCUUUUUUAUCCAUUGUAAAAUUUUAACAUCUCUUGAUUUAGAUGCUUCUCUGUACUGUAUAUCUUAGCUCUAUAUCCCGUGAUUCUGUGGGCUUUUUUUGUUCCUUUCUCACUUUGUCUAUAAGACUUAAAUAAUAUGAACAUGAAUAUCUUAAUUUCUUUCAAUUUGCUUCUUCAAGGUCUUCAAGUGUUUCUUGUUUCAUAUAUGUAGUUUUUUUUUGCUGCUUCUUGUAUUCUCAAAGCAUGAGCAGGGUCAUGCUAAAUAUACUUUGUGCCCAAGAAUCUCCAGUUGGUAAAAUCAUGCAAACUGUCACAAUACAAUGAACAGUUCACUCACAGCUUGGAUUUAAUCAUGCCUGAAUGCUAAUUCAGUCCUCUGAAACUUUAAUUUGGAGUUAUUGUCCACACUAUUAUUACUGAGCCUUUUCAUACUUAGGGAUAUAGGAGCUUUUAAAAGCAUAAAUGUAACCAAUGUAGCUUCAAUAGCAGCGGUGUAGCUCACAGAAAUGUUUACUGUAACAACUCUACUUCUCUGUAACAUUCUGAGUAAAGGCUAAAAAAAAUAAUAGUGAUCAAUACAAUUUGGAUAUCCACCCCUACAA